CAAAGAGCAAACAAAGAAUGGGAGAUAACUCCUGAGGUCUCCAGUGGCAUUGACUGUUGGCAUGGCAAUAUGGCAGCAUAAAGAAGCCUGGAUGUGAUUGGCCGAGGCUGUCUGCUACUAUAACAUCCCCACCAUUCAGUGUGCUAUUCUUAUCUGACCAGCACAUGUGUGGGUACUGCUCCUUGCUAGGUUGUGUGGAGGCUGGAACUUUCUCGCCCUCACCUAUACACACAUUUUCACAGGGACAGUUCGACUAUUCUUAUAACUGUGUAUGACGACGUUUGGACAAUGGAUACUCUACCUCUGCAAUCGUUAUUCUUUCUCACCUCUCUCUUACAAUCAUGGACAAUAGUGAGCUGCAAUACAGUGUGGGACCAUCUCUCUCUAAAAUAUGGCUUGUGGUAUCGGCCCCCAAGAACACCAGUGGAGGCAAUGCAAGCAGGAUAUAUUAAAAUGAAUCACAUUUGUAAAAUGGAUACAUACCAUGGAUUUCUAUAUAUGCAAGAAGGAAACUACAUAUCAAGACUAAUAUUUGAUCUAAAUGACAAUUUAGCCGGGAUACAAACAGCGAUUCCUGGUAAUAUGGAGGGGUUCAAUGCACGCAAUGAAACUAUAAAAUUGCCACCAACUGAAGUAAUGCCGCCGAUUCUCCUCAGUCAAGAGCAGAACUACAAGGGAACGCAGAUGUAUAUGAUAACAGCGUACUUCAAGCACCCCAGCCUGAUCUGCAGCCCUUACGCCUACAACGCCCACCCAGGCAAGGGGCUGUACAUCCAGAUGGGCUACAACGUGGAGCACGAGUACGAGAGGAUACCCCUAGAGGCACAUCAUCUUUCCUACGAGUGGAAGCGGGGAAACUGCAUCCCUAAGAUGGGUUUACACUACUUCAAGAAUCUGUCCAAGAACAUGCCCUGCGAGCGCCUGUAUCCGGUGUUCCUGAUGUACAACACCGAGGGUCAACUCGGAGCGUUUGGCUGGAUAUUCCAGGGGGAGCCCAUCAGUCAACUGUACACAGACGAAUUCCGCUGGUUCAAACUGACUCCAACUGUAUACCCGUUUACGUUCGACACAAACAUGCUUCCAUCCUGUAUGUACAACAGCGAGUUCAGCGUGUUUGGAAUCCAUAUAUGGCUCCGUAACGAGGACAAAAUGCUCUGCCCACUACCUACUGUCAUGCCCCAGACGAAACGCCCACCAACGACCUACAAGCCCAAGAAAAUCAGACCAACAGAGAACAAUAUUAUUGUUGACAAAAUUAUUCGUGAUCGAGAAGAACAAUCUAGAAAUGCUGCAAGCAGUGUAACAGCUGACAGUUUAAAUUUUAAAAUCACACUAUGUUUAAGUGCUCUGUACAUGCUGUGUGUAAGGAACUUCUUUUCAAUUCCAUCACCAACAGCGUAUGAUUCAUAGGAUUAUGUGACUGAAAUACAUCAUUUGUUUGAGAAGUUAACAUUGUGAUAUAACGUGUCGGUUGGAUCUUGUAACUGCCUUAACACUACUGUCUUCUACCCUGCAUAGAAGAUCCACAGGAUUUGUAUAGGAUCAUUCUGCAUUCCUACAGGAUGCACACACUAGACCUCCAGGAUGACCAUGAGGUCCUCCUACUGGGUGCACUAGACAUCCACACAAGGUGGUGACAGGACCGUCCAGGGUCUAUUCAAGGAAUCUUUAGGAUCUACUAUGGAUCUCUUCACAAGAUUUGCGUCUUUUGAUAGAUCCAUACAAGGUCUUUAAGCAUCUAUUCACAGGAUUUGGGGUCUUUUGACAGGAUCCAUACAAGUUCUAUUCAUAGGAUUUGGGAUCUUUCGACAGAUCUACACACGGUCUAUUCACAGGAUCUACACGUGGUAGGUUCACAGGAUUUGGGAUCUUUCGACAAGAUCUACACAAGGUCUAUUCACAGGAUCUACACAUGGUAGGUUCACAGGAUUUGGGAUCUUUCGACAAGAUCUACACAAGGUCUAUUCACAGGAUCUACACAAGAUCUAAUCACAGGAUUGGGGAUCUUUCGACAGAUCUAAACAAAAUCUAUUCACAGGAUUGGGGAUCUUUCGACAGGAUCAACACAAGGUUUAUUCACAGGAUUUUGGAUCUUUUGACAGUCAUACAAGGUCUAUACAGGGUCUACUUCAGGAUGCUUAUCGAUCCUCUGAAGGUACAUACAUAAUGUCUACAGUGUAAUUCUCUGGACACUGACAACAGCUGUGUUAUGUCAAAGCAGGAUCACUGACAGCUGUCCAUGAGGAGGUGGACAAGGUAGACAGAGUCCAGACCACAUCUUGAGUAUUCAUACACCAUGUAUCCAAAAGAAACUAGGACAUCAAACAGAACCACAAAUGACCAUACAAAUUCAAGAUUAAGGAGUUAAUAAUUCAACAACGCCAGGGUCACAAUAAAGAGCAUGUUUACAUUAACCAUUUUCGGUCUUGUAUACACAACUGAAUAUGAGGCAAUUGUUUCAACCGAAAAGGUCAACUCAAUCCACUUGUCACAAA
Molecule: messenger RNA, 2495 nt
Organism: Haliotis rufescens (red abalone)
Lineage: Eukaryota; Metazoa; Mollusca; Gastropoda; Lepetellida; Haliotidae
Exons: 7
Coding region: 289-1410 (373 amino acids)
Source: RefSeq, a predicted model, not a curated record